Penaeus vannamei (Pacific white shrimp) is the source of this 550-nucleotide messenger RNA. The record is from RefSeq and is a predicted model, not a curated record. Lineage: Eukaryota; Metazoa; Arthropoda; Malacostraca; Decapoda; Penaeidae.
AUGAACUUGUGUCUCUUCUUCCUGACGGUGGGGUGCCUGGUGACCCCCUGCAUGGCACAAGGACUUUCCUGGCUCUUCAGACGCCUCCAUAAACGUCUGUGCACCAACGACCGCGUGUGUGGGCGCGGCCAGUUCUGCGACCAGCACUACGGCGUGUGUCGGGACCACGUGACGGAGGGACACGAGUGUCGUCGGGACGCCAUGUGUGAGGGCGGAUACAACUGCAUGUUCGGCCUGUGCCAAAAGCGCAUCAAGCGUGGGCGUGAGGGCGCCAGGUGCCGCAAGGAGCGGGAUUGUGGAGCAGGGAUGUGCUGCGCCCGUCGCCAUGGAGAGCAGGUGUGUCAGCGGCGUGUGCCGUUGGGCCACAAGUGCUACGUCCCUGAGGGCGGCCUCGACUACUCCAUGAACCAGCUUUGUCCGUGCGAGAGCGGCCUUGUGUGCAAAUACACGGCUCAACAGCCUCCUUCCAGGCACCAGCUCAUGGCCCUCAUGUCGGCGCACGAGGACAUGCGCUGCGCAGCGCCCUCGCACCGCGUCGACUGACAUGUCA